Molecule: messenger RNA, 9272 nt
Organism: Grus americana (Whooping crane)
Lineage: Eukaryota; Metazoa; Chordata; Aves; Gruiformes; Gruidae
Gene: ONECUT1
Product: one cut homeobox 1
Exons: 2
Coding region: 327-1700 (457 amino acids)
Biological process (GO): regulation of transcription by RNA polymerase II
Cellular component (GO): nucleus
Molecular function (GO): DNA-binding transcription factor activity, RNA polymerase II-specific; RNA polymerase II cis-regulatory region sequence-specific DNA binding
Source: RefSeq, a predicted model, not a curated record
GCCAUGGCUAGAGAUGGCGAGGGACGCGGCCAGACACCCGCCGCGGCUGCGGAGCCUGGCCUGAGGGAGCGGGGGCCAUAGAACCGACCCGGCGGCGUCAUCCAGCAACAGAAAAAAAUCCAAACAAAUAAAUAAAUUACCAAAAAAAAAAAAAAAAGGAAAAGCCACCAGACCGGCAGCAGCAGCACCGCCACCAGCCCACAGCGCCCGCCCGCCCGCCGCCGCCGGCCCGCGGGAGGAACCGGCCCGCGGCCGCCGCGAAGAGCUCCGGGACGCCCCGCCGCCCACCAGAUAGAUGUGCGGUCCGGCCGCCCGCACGGCCGACGAUGAACGCGCAGCUGGCGAUGGAGAACAUCGGCGAUCUGCACGGGGUGAGCCAUGAGCCGGUGCCCGCCGCCGCCGACCUGAUGAGCGGCAGCCCCCACCACCGGAGCGCGGUGGCCCACCGUGGCAGCCACCUGCCGGCCCACCCGCGCUCCAUGGGCAUGGCGUCCAUCCUCGACGGCGGCGACUACCACCACCACCACCGGCCGCCCGACCACGCGCUGACGGGCCCCCUGCACCCCACCAUGACCAUGGCCUGCGAGACACCCCCCGGCAUGAGCAUGAGCAGUACCUACACCACGUUAACCCCUCUGCAGCCUCUACCUCCCAUCUCGACGGUCUCGGACAAGUUCCCUCACCACCACCACCACCAUCACCACCACCACCACCCCCACCAGCGGAUACCGGGCAAUGUGAGCGGCAGCUUCACGCUCAUGCGGGACGAGAGGGGUCUGGCGUCUAUGAACAAUCUCUACACCCCCUACCAUAAGGAUGUUACCGGCAUGGGGCAAAGCCUCUCUCCGUUGUCUGGAUCGGGCCUGGGUAGCAUCCACAACUCCCAGCAAGGGCUGCCCCACUACGCUCACCCCAGUGCCACCAUGCCCGCCGAGAAAAUGCUCACCCCAAACGGAUUUGAAGCCCACCACCCUGCCAUGUUAGCCAGGCAUGGCGACCAACACCUCACCCCCACCUCCGCUGGCAUGGUGCCUAUCAACGGGAUCCCACACCACCCCCAUGCCCACUUGAAUGCCCAGAGCCACGGGCAGAUUCUGGGCUCUGCCAGGGAGCAAAACCCUUCUGUAACUGGUUCGCAGGUCAACAGUGGAAGUAAUUCAGGGCAAAUGGAAGAAAUCAAUACCAAAGAAGUAGCUCAGAGGAUCACCACCGAGCUCAAACGGUACAGCAUCCCCCAGGCUAUCUUCGCCCAGAGGGUGCUGUGCCGGUCUCAAGGGACCCUCUCAGACCUGCUGAGGAACCCCAAGCCCUGGAGCAAGCUCAAAUCCGGCCGGGAGACCUUCCGCAGGAUGUGGAAGUGGCUCCAGGAGCCGGAGUUUCAGCGGAUGUCUGCUCUGCGGCUGGCAGCGUGCAAGAGGAAAGAACAAGAGCACGGGAAGGAUAGAGGGAAUACACCCAAAAAGCCUCGGUUGGUCUUCACGGAUGUCCAGCGUCGAACUCUACAUGCAAUAUUCAAGGAAAAUAAGCGUCCGUCCAAAGAAUUACAAAUCACCAUUUCCCAGCAGCUCGGGUUGGAGCUGAGCACCGUCAGCAACUUUUUCAUGAAUGCACGGAGGAGGAGUCUGGAUAAGUGGCAAGACGAGGGCAGCUCCAAUUCAGGCAACUCAUCUUCUUCAUCAAGCACUUGUACCAAAGCAUGAAGGAAUAACCACGAACUAAACCUCGGUGGAAAAGCUUUAAAAAUAAAUAAAUAAAUAAAUAAAGACAGACCAGGACCUCAAGAUAGCAGGUUUAUACUUAGAACUAUUUGAAAAAAAAAUGUUAUUUAUAAGUCCAAAGAAACCAAAGACUUAUUUCACCUGCAUUAUGACUUUGUUCUAAGACACACACUUUAGUAGGACGACGACUUGCAAAAAAUAGAGAGGAAGAAGAAAGCGAAAUGGAGGGAAUGAAACAGAACGCAAAGAGAAGAGAAAGAGACCACUGGUCUUACACCUUCGCCCAUGAUCAUCUUCACCGUACGUGGCUGUUUAGUGGUUUGGAGCAUAGUGAUUUCUUGUCAUUGAACGGACAUCUCGUCAGAUACGGCUCUUCAUUUCCACAGCGAUUGCCAUGAAGGUGUAGAGUGUAUCCAUACUGCGUACACGCCGGUGGUUAGGGACUUAGUCAGGGCUGGUCUUCAGAGAGGGUUGUGCCAUGGCACGACCGGCAAAGCGUGGAGUCGUCUGAAUCCAUUUGAACGGUAGUGUGAUUUUUGCUGUUUCUUGGUUUGAACUUAACCGGUGUGAUGCCGGGAAACAAGUUCAAACUAGGCAAAGAAAUUUUGAAUGGUACCUAAACCAGUGCAUUCUCUUUGUUUGUUAAGGAAUGUUCAGAUUUAAAAAAGGAAAACUAUUCCAUCCAUAAAAAAAAAAAAUCGACUAGCUACCAAAGAACACAUUUAAUAAUUAUAUUGCAGGUAUUUUAUUGCAAUGAUUUUAAUAUUCCAAAGCUAUUUUUACACAAAAUACUAUGUAGAGUUAUAGGUAUAAACUAAUCUAACUGUAUAACACAUAAAACUUGUAAUCAAGACUGUUACUUGCAAUUAGUCAAACCACAUUAUUGUUUCUUUCCAUGAUUGGCAAGAAAGAAUGUCACCCGAGGAGACCGCAGCCCCUGUGUGAGCACAGGUGCCGGGACUGGGAUGCUGCUUCCAUUGAAGCCAGUCAGCCUUUUUGUCGCUGACUUCAACGGGAGCAAAAAAAGGGGCUGUUACAGCUGCGUGUAAGAUAGCGCGGCAGCUAUCGUGCGCGCACCCCCUUGUUACACUCUCCCAGGCUGAUCUUGCUGGCAGCCCGUUGAACAGCGCUCUUUGCAAGCCGCGCUGCAUAUAAAGGUAGCUCAGCUCUGCCAUCUAGCCUGCAAACUGGAGACCUGAGGCGUUUGGUAUGCAAAAAUGAAAAGAAUUGUGAAAUGUAAAACCACAGGGCUCAGCAUCUGAUCAAUACUCAUUGACAUUAGUGAGCUUUUUUUACCUGUUGACUUUACCAGGCAAAGGAAUAGCAGUAGCUUUGAAGGCUCGUGGUCUUUUCCUGUUGCAAACGGCGGUGCAACAUCAGUUAACGUUGGUGGGAAGAGCUCCGACAGGAGCUCUGGUAGGGCUUUUGGAAGGCCAGAUCCUGGUGCCUCUGAAGUCAACAGCAAAAUACCCAUGACACCGAGAUACAGCCUGACGUUUCGUGGCAGCGUAUCUGUGCGUAGCAGGCUGAGCUUUUGUCCCGUGCAUUCUUUCUUGCUCAUCUAUUAAUCAGGAUAAUGCAUGAAAUAGUUUAAAGUUUGUAGCUGAAAAGCUUUAAAUGCUCUGUUGCUAACAGACCCAUAGAAAAGAAAUCAUCCCGUUCCUACUCUGAUAAAAUUCAAAAGAAAAGCGUGCAACAUCUGCAUAUUGAAUUUUAGUGUAAGGGCAAAAUAGGCUUUAAAAACCAUACAUGUGCCUGUUAGAUUUCUAACCAGUGUUUCAAAUUACUGUAGUAAUUCUACUAGGUAUACUAAAUUCCAGAGUAACCAAAUAUGCAGGUAUAGGCCCAAUGCAAGGAUUAGCAAUAGGUAAUCUUACUUACACCCUUUUUUAAAAAAAAGAGAAAGGAAAAUUCAAGGUAAACUAGAAUCCAACCGCCAUCAACGAUAGCAGAUACCUUUUUUUGGGAUGAAGGCCACUCAGAAUAUUAGCGACACCAAAGUUAAGCAACUUGGUAUUAGUUCCCAAGAGGACAGGGUCUAGUCAGGGUUCAGGGUAUACAGUUAAUUUCCAGUAAGUGUUUAGAAUUCAGCUGAAAUAUCUCGUUAUUAAAACAAAGUCAAAGAAACCCAAGAUUUUUGGCACCAAAUAUUUCUCCACAUUUUCCUACGUUAAACCCACUUUAAGACUGACAAAGCAAUUAUCUAUGAAAACGUAAGCUAAUCCAUGAGUUUUCUGAGUCUCUAGCUUACCUUAAAUUUUAGCGAGCUUUCUUUUAAAGUGUUCCAUCCCCACAGAGACAUAAUUGACAUGGAAACAUUAAUAAGCUCACGUGUAAAGCAUCUUAUGAAUGCAGUCUCGUUAGUGUAAGGUUAAUAAAGGACAGCGAUAACUAACGUUUUAGUUUUUUCCAGCAAAACACUGCUUUGUAACGUACCUAUAGUUUAGAAAAGAAAGCCUUAUUUAUUUAAAACUUGAGAAUUUAAAAAUGCAGGGAAAUUCAAAGUACAUUGCCGCAUUUUUUAGUAUUUCCAUUGUAUUGUCUUUAGAGACUACUUGCUGAAACCAAAGAGAACUUUCAUACCAGCAUUAAAUUUGCACCCAAUAUGCAAUGUCAGGAUCUCUGAUACACACACCCGCAAGCCCCUGAAUCGGUCUGUGUAUAUGUACACGCACACACAUUUUGGUGGGGGUGUAUGUACGUAUACAUGAGCACAUAUGCAUCCACACACACUCAAACUGAUGCACAAGUUAGAGAUUUGAAGUGUUUUGGGUUUUCUUUUGUUUUUUUUAACAUGUCUGUUUAAGUAUAUAUAAACCUUUUGGUUCUUUAUAAGCCAUUAGGAACAAAACCACUCUUCCCAUAAGCAAUAUGCGCCUCAUACUCUGAAUAGGCAAAGACCACACUUUUCUUUGGUUCCUUUCGAAACAUGAAGCAAAUAACUAUGGAACUGCUCAUUCUACCCGUAGAGCAGUUUUACCUCUGAGCAGACUGCCUGGCCGCACCGACUGAAGCAUGGACAGGUUACCUGGUGCUCCCUGGCUCGGAUCGCCGCUGUUCCUUAGCAGGGCAUCCUUAAAGGGGAGCUUUUUUCUAAUGCUGCGCUUACCAUUAGACAGGAGAGCCUGUCUCUGUCCUGUUAGUGUUAGUCUUUCGGUUCACUUCAUUCCUGACAAAACGGAAAUUAGUUUCAAAUUCCACAGAGGGACCUAAAAAUCUGCCAGGAAGGGUUAGGAGAGGGAGCAGACCCUGAAACAAUUUGGGAGCAUCGGGAGAUGGGGCUUCAGCCAAAGGCAGCUCCACGGGCGAGAGGGCAUCAGGAACGCGCGUUGGGCUCGUAGGCUGCUUCCGAACCUGACCGCAGUGACCCACGGGGGGAGGCUGGCCAAGAGGUGAACUGUCCGCAUCCAUCCCCAUUGUAAAUGGCAUUAUUAUCUUUCCAGGAAAAAAAAAAAAAGUAAAAAAAAAGUAAAAUUCAGACCGACCCGCACCGCUACGUCAGCCCCCGCGUUGCUUUCCAGGGGCCUCAGCCUCCUCUCCUUACUCAGGUAACGCAAACCCAACAAGAGCAAGCGAGCCAGCACUGGGCCUUGCUUUCACUUGAGAAUUUGCUCCUGCUCCGACCCGUGCCAGAGGCAAAUUCCCAAGCGGCCGGGGGUGCCCUGGUGUCCCGCACGGGACCAGCCCCAGGGCUGCCCGUGGGCACCGCUCUUCUCCUGAGAGGGAUUUCGGGAUCAGGCCGCGGUGGCGGCGGGCGCUGCCGGGGGGGCUCGGAAACACCACUGAGCUUAUACCAAAGAGUCUUAGGACACCUCUCCUCACCUGAGUCAUAAAUGAGACGUUUUUACCCCCCAAAACGGUCCUUCUUUCUACUACUCUUCCUCCUAUCCUCCUCCUCUUCCUCCUCCUUUGUACAUAAGGAUGAAAACUAUGCAUUUAGCAAACAAAGAGAAAGCACUUACCCUUUUCUAUCUCGCUGCGUUUGGGUGCAUUCAAAGGCCCAGGGGCUAAUUUUGAGACUGCUUAGCCUCCUGGUUUAUUAUUGUGGUGUGGUUAGCUUUACAAUACAUUUGGUAACUAUUUGCUAAAGACAAAGAAACAAAAGGUAAGGAAUAGCUACUUCCACGUGUUAAAAAAAAAAAAAAAGAAAAAAAAAGAAAAAAAAAGUGUGUAAAGAUCUACUAUUUAUAGUGUGAACCAAAGACGCUACCUCACUCGAUUUCCAUUGGUGAUUUUAAUCACGUUGAUGAUACCAAAGAAUACCAAAGAUUUUUCAUGCACGGCCUCGGUCUGGAAAGGGAACUCAUCCUCCUCCUUGCCCCCGUCCCCCCGAUCCCCCUUCCUCACCUUCACUCAGUGUGUAACCUUGUCUUCAUUCUUAAUGAUAAUGCUAAUAACCUUACGAAUACUUCUCUUGCUACAACUGCUACUACUGAUGAUAAGGAUACUACUACUACUAAUAAUACUGAUAAAGCUCUAGGCAAACAUGUUGCAAACUUUGUAAACUCAUAGGACGAGUGCCUUGCUUGAACCAAAGUGUUAAACCGCUGUUGACCUCUUUAUCUCUCACCUUAUACUCUUUGAAUACCUCAGCCUGUUAGAAAGGCCACUAAUGAAAAAAAGGAAUAAUUCUUCACCGUGGUGCUUUUUGCCGUGCAACCAUGCAAUGAAACUUUCUUUGAUACCAAAGGAAAAUGUUUUUUUCCACUUUCUUGCUGACAAACCAAAGGUUCCCUCUUCUUUCCCCCAGAGCAGCUUGAGUCCCUCAGCCCAGACAGGCCGUGCAUCGCUUUUACCAAUUCCUCCAAAUACCUCAUAGUAAUAAAUCUUUAGGGUUAUGUUGUAUAGAGAGUCUAUGUGAUAAGGCAGAACUUACUAGUUUGAUAAUUGUUAAGGUUACUUAAAAAAAGCUUUAUAAUUCUUAUUUAUUUUGUAGGGGUUGUUUUGUUUGUAUAUUCCUUUUAUAUGAUUUGGUUUGGGUUUGGGUUUCUUCUUUUUUUCCUUUUUUUUUUUUUUGGCAGAACUUCCCUGUUAUACUCAAGGAAGAUCUUAUUCCUGGGAAUGUUUCAAAGUGGGUAAAGAUCGCUGUUUGCAAUUAAUGCAAGAAAGGGAAACAUGGCUUUGAUUUCUUUUGUUUCAACUAGGAUGCUUUGUGUUUGCUAGUCGAUGUUCUUUUCACAGGGUAAAAAAAAAAUAUUCUCUGCUGUGAUAAAUGGUUCCUAUUUUUUCUCUAUAAUGUGCUGUGAUUUUUAAUUUAAUUACAUUUUGUAUACGCUUAUUUAAUCACUGCUUUAAUUUAUGACUAUGUAGUUUAAAAAAAAAAAAUUGUAUAUAGUAGAUUCAAAAAUGGCCAAAGCUUUAUGUUACAAUCUUUUCAUUCUUGAUGCCGAGAUGAACUGAAGGAGAGUGCUUCUCUUGACUGCAGGGUGUAUCUUCAGCCUUGUCUUGGCAUGCACUUCCACCCGUGUUACAAACACUGCCAGGUUAUCCCCCCGGGCCUCCCUUCCCCCCAACUUGUACAUGCCAAAAUGAGUGUUUCAAGGUAGUACUUUUGUCACUUAGAAAGCAGAAAGGCAUUAUUAGUGUGUUUUUCCUUUAAUUUAUUUGUCUUUUUCUAGAAAGGUUGCUUUGUGGGUGAGACCCGCACAUCCAAAGAAUUUAAAAGUCGUUUAAUGUUGAAAAGCACUGGCAUUUGUGAGAGACUUUGCUGAGUUUUUCUUUUCCUUCUCCAUUCGCACGGGUAGCGCAAGUAGCGGGCGUAAGCCUUGGGAGAAAAGCUAACUUGAAUUUGGAAACCUUGCUCACGGAAAGGCCUUCGCCAGCCCCCCAGGGACCCGCGGGGGGGUCCUGCCCCCCGGGACAAGCAGGGGACGGCUGGAGGGUGGCGGGGGGCUGUGAGGGCGGCGGGGGGCGGUGCGGGCGACCCGGCUUGGAGAGCGCUGGAGGGCUCGGGCCGCCCGUGGGCCACCGCCGUGUCACCCGCUCUCCAGCCGGGGGACGGGACGGGCUCUGCAAGGCGCAGCCAAGUGCCCCCCCAGCUGCGGCCGGGCCCAGGCACCGUGGCAGAACCGCAGUGCCCCGGCUGCGGCCGGGCAGGGAGGGACCCGUGCGGCAUCCCUCCGAGGAGACCGGGCGCUGCGCCUGCCCCCGGCCCCCCUCCGGCUCUGGGGAGGAAAAAGCAGUUUUGAGUCGAAAAGCAAAAAAGAGAGUAAUGACAAUGACAAUUCUGCAAAGCUGAUGAUGGCAUCACGGCACAGAAAAUAGGAUGCCACUCGCCUGUAUUUUAUUUUGCGUAAAGACUAGGUUCUGUUUCAACUAAAUGUUGUGUACCGACACGGUUUGUAAUGGCUGUAAAUAUUUCCUUUCCCCGCAGAGUAGCUGAGCUCCAGGUGUACCUUGUUUUCCUUUGGGGGGAUAGCGGAGGGGUCGAGGGCGGGAAGGACAAGGGCAGGGUUUGAGCUUUUGGUCAGAAGUUACACUUUCUAGGUACAUUUUUAUACUUCAAGUAUUGAAAUGGGGCAAUAAAGACGCUCUGAAAUGCAGGAUCAUUAAAUGGUCUGUUGGUAAGCAUUGGCUAAAUGUCUGCUUUUAAUAUGUAAACUGACGCCGUGCAAUGAGUUACGUUUCACGUGGAGGGGGGACACAAAGUAUUAGUCUAUGAAUCCAGCAGGAGCCAUCGAGCGCUGGCCAGAACUGUACUUAGAAGUCACGGUUUCUUUUCCUCUGCCGGUAGUUUGAUUUCUCACCGUCCGUUCUGCAUUUAUCGCAUCCUCACUGUGGAACCGCGUUAGUUUUGCAGUCUGAACCCAACAACAGUGUUAACUGAAAACAAACGUUAAAGCAUUGUCUUUUACUUGCUUUGGUAGUUGUCUUCAUAACCCCCUGCCCGCAGUCCAGUCCCAGCUAAGCCGAGCCUGGGCCAGCCGGGCCCGGCCCCCCCCAGCUCCAGCCGCCGCCGCGCAAAGAGGGCGCCAGAGACAAUCACAGGGCCAGGUCCGUAGAGGUAGGAAAUCUUCCGAGAGCGAGAGGGAGUUCUUCCAGAGCAAUGAAACAAAACAAAGCAAAACAAAAAAAAAGAAAAAAAAGAAAAAAAAAGACAAAAAAGACAAAAAAAAAGAAAACAAAGCGAAGAUUUUGAUAAAAGACAACUUUGCUGUCAUUUUUAGUUUGCCCAUUAGGAAGCAGUAGUAGUUUAUGCGUUGCAUCUGCAUUUCAGACUAAGUGAUUAUUGUACCUAAUUACGGUUGAUUGCUAAUAUUUCCUCAAUCUCUCUCUUAGUCAAGCGCUUCUUCUUCUGUAUUUUUGUGUGUAGCGACAACAAGUGUAAUGCGCUAGGCAUUAUUCUGGUUUGGUUAUGAGUAUCUCCUGUACUGCGUUAAGAUUUCCUUAAGUUACUUUUUUUAAGCUUUGCUACUGUUCUCACUUUAUGCCGUGCAAUAUCAUCUGCUGUGUUUGCUAAGCAAAAAAAAAAAAAAAGAAAAAGAAAAAAAAAGAAAAAAAAGCAAGUGAUGAUGUCAUCAUGCUUUUCAGUGUUACAAUGUUUCAGCGUUUAUG